This is a messenger RNA of Propithecus coquereli (Coquerel's sifaka), 2655 nucleotides long. RefSeq names its product helicase (DNA) B (gene HELB). The record is from RefSeq and is a predicted model, not a curated record. The transcript has 9 exons. Lineage: Eukaryota; Metazoa; Chordata; Mammalia; Primates; Indriidae.
AUGGCUGGGUCGAGUCAGCACCUGCGCGAACUGCAGGGACCCCUGCUCCCACCCAAGGACCUGGUGGAGGAGGACGAUGACUUGCUAAGGGAGGACGUGGAGGAGGACGAGGACGCGGUGUUCGUGGACGCAGAGGAGCUCUGCAGUGGGGGCGUGAAGGCCGGCCGCCUCCCUGGGCGCCUCCGCGUUUUAAUUCCUGAUGAAAACACUCAAGAACGAUGUAUUGUGUUUGGACGUUUUCCAAUAACGGGUCCUUGGUGGCGAGUGAAGGUACAAGUAAAGCCUGUGGGAUCGAGGUGCUAUCAAGUUCAAGGAUUUCCGUCUUAUUUUUUACAGUCUGAUAUGUCGCCACCAGAUCAAGAACAAACCUGUUCUGUCUUUCUUAAAGAGUGUGAGGUCCAUGAUGAUGAUCGCAUUAAAUUUUUAGCAUGGGUAAAUGAGGUGUCAAGCUAUAAUGACCUAAACUUUGAAAAUCUUAGGGAAACAUUAAGGACUUUUUAUAAAGAAAAGAGAAGGAAAGAUCAAAAACAAUCUGCACAGAAUGAACAGGAAGAGUUGCUACCAGAUUGUGAGAUGAGUCUUCUUAUGGAAAACAAAAUUCCAUUUAUAAAUGUAAUGACAGCUUUAAAGUUUCCGAAAAUAAUGGAAUUCCUUCCAAUCCUGCUGCCUCGACACUUUAAAUGGCUCAUCGACUCAGCUUCUAAAGAGUUGUUGGCAAAGAUAGAAGAAAUUUUAGGUACGCAUCCAUGGAAACUUGGAUUUAGUAAAAUAACCUACAGAGAAUUGAAACUUUUGCGAUGUGAGGCAAGUUGGAUGGCAUUUUGUCAGUGCACGUCUCUUCUCCAGCUGAUGACUGAUUUGGAGAAGAAUGCAUUAAUCAUGUAUUCUAAACUGAAGCAGAUGUGUAGAGAGCAUGGGCACACAUACGUUGAAGAAGCUGACUUAACUUCAAUACUGUCAGAGCAUAUGUCAUUUCAUGAUGCUUGGGAGUCACUGAAGUUUUUGAAGGAUAUUGGUGUGGUAGCAUGUGAGAAGGCCUGUGUCUUCCCUUAUGACCUUUACCAGGCUGAAAGAAGCAUUGCCUUUUCAAUAUGUGACUUGAUGAAGAGUCCUCCGUGGCACUUACAUGUUGAUGUCAAAAAGGUGCUUGCAUCUAUUCACACCACAAAACCUGAGAAUUCAAGAAGUGAUGAUGCAUCGAGUGAAAGCAAACCUGAUGAAACAAGAUUAGAAAAUCCUGUGGAUAUUGCAGACUCACAGGACAGUGGUGACCAUAUCUGGACUAAUGGUGACAAUGAAAUUAAUGCAGAAAUCAGUGAAGUCCAACUGGAUCAGGAUCAGGUAGCUGCUUUGGAAAUGAUUUGCUCUAAUGCUGUGACAGUCAUAAGUGGGAAAGGUGGUUGUGGGAAGACCACAAUUGUUAGCCAUCUUUUUAAGCAUAUAGAGCAGUUGGAAGAAAGAGAAGUAAAAAAAGCAUGUGAAGAUUUUGAGCAAGACCAGGAUGUCCCAGAAGAAUGGAUUACCUUUACUGAGCAAAGCCAGCCGGAUGCCGUCAAGGCUAUAGAAGUUUUGCUCACAGCACCUACAGGGAAAGCAACUGGCUUACUGAGACAGAAAACUGGUUUCCAUGCGUAUACGCUAUGUCAGGUCAAUUAUAGCUUCUAUGUGUGGAAAAAUAAGAUGACCAACGACAGGCCAUGGAAAUUUGCUUCGGUUAGAGUUCUGGUUGUGGAUGAAGGGAGUUUGGUAUCUGUAGGAAUCUUCAAAUCUGUUUUAAAUUUAUUAUGUGAGCACUCCAAACUUAAAAAGCUUAUUAUCCUUGGUAAGUUAAAAUAUUAUUGGAAUUCUAAAGUUUUGUUCAAAAUAUUGUGGUUAGUCGGUAUCAUUUUACUGUAUCAUUUCCUAAAGAUGGAAAACCAUUUCUCAGAAUUCAUACCAAAGCUACACUGAGUUAAAACUGACCAUUCUCCUAAUCAGCUUGGGUGGUUCUUUGUUUUGGCCAGGACAUUAACCAGGCUAGGAUGUGAAAGGUUACUGCUAAUCACCUAAAUGAUGGCUAUUAAAAUAGUAAAAAUAUCACAAACUCAGAGUAAAUCAGGAAACAGUAAAACUCUUGAAUUAUCAGAUUUAUAUUCUGCAGUUAAAACUUUACUGCAAGAAAAUGACUUACAAGAUGCAAAAACAUCACAGUUUAUUGCAUUUAGAAGGCAAGACUGUGACCUCAUCAACGACUGCUGCUGCAGACACUACACAGGCCACCUAAUCAAAGACCAUCAGAACAGACUUGUAUUUGGAAUUGGUGAUAAAAUUUGUUGUACCAAAAAUGCAUACCUCUCAGAGUUACUGCCUGAAAAUACCUCUGGAAGUCAGCAAGACAGUGAUCUAGAUGCCAGUCGUACUCCUCGUGACUUUUCUAAAAAUAAGCAUGACUUCGAAAGUAAUAUUCGACUGUGCAAUGGAGAAAUAUUUUUCAUUACAAAUGAUGUAACCGAUGUAACUUUUGUAAAGAGAAGAUUUUUGACCAUUAAUAAUAUGGCUGGUUUGGAAGUAACUGUGGAUUUUAAGAAGCUAAUGAGAUGUUGUCGCAUAAAACAUUCAUGGGCAAGAACUAUUCACACCUUUCAGGUAAAAGUGGACUUUUAUAAAGCUAUUUGA